AUGUCCAACCUCUUCUCUGGCAUCAACGCCCGUUUUCGGGGCUCCAAGUCUCCCGGCCCGGGCAAGAGUCCCACUAGCAGUUCUGGCCAGCCACCGGUCUCUCCUUUGAACUUGGAUAGAUCUCAUGGUAGCCAGUCCCCAGCCUCGGCUGGCCUCUCUGCCAACCUUCCACCUCUGCCCAAGUCUCCUUCCCUGGCGCAGACCAUUGCCAUGGAUGAGCAGAGCGGCCUGAUGGCCGGUGGUUAUGAUGCCCUUGAGCAAUAUCAUCUCCCGCGGCCCAUGCCUCUGUGGCUCAACCCAAAUUAUGCCAAGCACAUUGUCAAAGGCAACUUCAUGACCCUGAGUGCUAGGCCAAAGACUGUCGAGCAAGGAGAGUGGAUCGCUCACCAAGUCAUUGAGCACUACCGAAAUCUCUGGAACUUCGUUCGUGUCAUUCACGAGAAGGAAGAAGAUGGCACAUCCAUAUGCAACCCGAACAGUUGUCCUCGGAUGUCGGCAGGCCAGAGCCACUCUUUCACCUGGCUCAACAGCCGCAGAGAGCCUGUGGAGCUUCCUGCUUAUGAGUAUAUCACGCUUAUGCAGCGGUGGAUAUCAGGCAAGAUCGACGACACGAGGAUCUUCCCCACCGAGGCUUCUGGAGUCUCCUACGCGCACAACUCCAACAUUACUACCACCCCGUUAUCUCAGUUGACGAAUCCCGGGGAGCCAGACUGGGUCGGUAAAAGAUCUGGAUUCCCCCAGAACUUCGUGGAAGUCUGCCAGACGAUCUUCCGGCAGAUGUUCCGCGUGUAUUCACAUCUGUACUGGGCACAUUUUGUCGAGCCAUUCUAUCAUUUGAACCUGGAGAAGCAACUCAACAGUUGCUUCAGCCACUUCAUCCUCACCGCCACCGCGCUGGACAUGCUCAGACCUCAUGAGCUUGAGCCCAUGCAGCCCUUGAUCGACCUCUGGGCUGCGAGCGGCACAUUUCCGCCCGAGUCCAAGGCGUACGAAUACGCCAACCUGAGUUGUGGCCAGAAGCUGCUUCAGCUCGGUAGCGCAUCCGCGGCUCAAUGA
Molecule: messenger RNA, 1056 nt
Organism: Diaporthe batatas
Lineage: Eukaryota; Fungi; Ascomycota; Sordariomycetes; Diaporthales; Diaporthaceae
Exons: 4
Coding region: 1-1056 (351 amino acids)
Biological process (GO): signal transduction; positive regulation of protein phosphorylation; cell division
Cellular component (GO): cytoplasm; nucleus
Molecular function (GO): protein kinase activator activity
Source: RefSeq, a predicted model, not a curated record